GCCAUCGCGUAAACAUUGCAACACGUUUCGGUUCGCCUUCCGGUUUCUCGGGGCGGGAUAUUCCCAGCAGGUAGGUAUUCGCCGUCCCAGAUAGGGUAAAAGAAAACAAAAGAAGACAGAAGCCAGCGAAACCCAGAGAACCAGUCCCCCCUAUGUUGUUGUGGCCGCCGAGUGGCCGUGCAGCCGCUGUCGCAAGGCCGCAGGGUUCAGUGACGUGGGGCGCCCUGCUGCGAGUACUUGUCCUCGGAGCGCAGAGUCGGUGCGUCAGCGCCAGUUCCCGGCGGACGUCCGACACGCCAGGGUGUGAUACUUGGACGGAGAGCAAAGAUCCGAAGACCGGCGACAUGUCGAACGGAAGGCCGGACGACUUCAGCGUUCACUCUGCGCACAUUCAAGAGGUGCACGACAUCCCCGUGGAAGUCCUCAUCAGGCCUCUGACUCCUGUCUUGGACGAAGAGAAGGUGGCAAGUUUGGUCGAGGCACUCAAGGACCCCGCCAAGCGAGACGCCGUGCCCCCCAUCGACGUGCUGUGGGUGAAGGGACGUGAGGGAGGCGACUACUACUACUCCUUUGGAGGCUGCCACCGCUACGAGGCCUACAAGCGUCUGGGACUGGCCACGGCUAGGGCCAAGUUGUUCCACUCGACCGUCAAGGACCUCCAGUCCUACCUGGGAGCGUCCACGCCGGACCUCAAAUGACCACCUGUCCUCGGCCCAGACUCAAAAAGAUGGGAUAACACCAGGCCACGGACAUGGAGUCACUGUCGCUUUUGUUAUGUAUUGUGAAUGCGUGCUUGAUCAAUGUUUCGUUUGACCUUUA
This is a messenger RNA of Ixodes scapularis (black-legged tick), 819 nucleotides long. RefSeq names its product sulfiredoxin-1. The coding region runs from base 153 to 698 and encodes 181 amino acids. Gene Ontology annotation, molecular function: sulfiredoxin activity. Lineage: Eukaryota; Metazoa; Arthropoda; Arachnida; Ixodida; Ixodidae. Gene Ontology annotation, cellular component: cytoplasm. The record is from RefSeq and is a predicted model, not a curated record. The transcript has 2 exons. Gene Ontology annotation, biological process: cellular response to oxidative stress.